Messenger RNA from Mytilus trossulus (common blue mussel), 1220 nucleotides. RefSeq lists its product as uncharacterized. The transcript is spliced from 3 exons. The record is from RefSeq and is a predicted model, not a curated record. Bases 148 to 585 code for a protein of 145 amino acids. Lineage: Eukaryota; Metazoa; Mollusca; Bivalvia; Mytilida; Mytilidae.
AAACACCUUAGUAAGUGCAUAUAUAUCAUGUUUACUAACGUAAAGUUCGAUAUCAAACUGUAAAAAAAGAACAAUGAUAUAGCAAGACAUUACAGUGAUAAGUUAAUGAAUGACAUGUGUGGGCAUAUAUAAAGUCGGUUUAUAUUAAUGCCCAUCUUUUUGGUUGAAAAGGUCAAUAUGAUGUUAAUGAAGUUGCCACAUCCCAUCCUGGUCAUGGUGUUGUUGAGCAAUAUUCCAGUGAAUAGUACAGAAUCUACACACAAUUUACAGUUUGUGAUGAAUUAUUCGGCAAACGAUAUAUUGUUGUAUCCAUUCGAAGACACCAAAAAGCAUAUAUCCAGCGACGAAGAUGAUCCACGAACAAAAACGAGCUUGGGCUUACUGCGACGGAGGAUAUCACAACCAUUCAAAGACCCAGAGAGGCAUGUAUUCUCGGAGGAAUAUGCACCACUAACAAGAACAAGAAGGAACUCAUCUCGAAGGAUGAUAUCCCGGCCAUUCUUUCUCAAACUUCUAAAAUCCUUAGGCAUCCAUGUCAGAUUUAAUUGGAAACGCAACCAAUUGCAGUUGUUACUUUGGUCAUAAUUUCAUCUAAAUAUAGACGUGUAGUUCUGGUAAUUGUAAAAACGUUUAACCCUUAAGAUCUACCAAUAAGUUUGAUAAAUUUCUUUUUUUUUUCGUUUACGUCCAAAGAAUAAACUCACUGUCAUUUAUUCUGUGUGGUUUUUUUUCUGUUUGCAAAAUGUAUGAGCACAUAUAUAUAUCCUUUACAGAAAAAAAAAUCAUGAUAGUAAGCCUUCUCUAAAUUCCUGAUCAAACAACGUACAAAAUAUAAAAUCAUAUAUCAAAUGAAACAGUUUAUUCACAACGUGCGUUUUAACUUCUUCUUGGCAUUUCAUUUUCUUUCUCGUCAUCUGUGUCAUUCUCCUGUACUCUACCUUUUCUCUUUAGCACUGCCAUUUCACUGUCCUUAUGUCGGAGUUUUCUCUCCAGUUUCCAUAUAACUUCAUCUUUUUCCUGUUAUUGUUUCUUGCUUUCCUCCUCUCCCUUCAUAAGUUUCCUUUCAGCUGUCUUGACAUCCUCUUCGUUAGCUUUCAAUCUCUGCUCUGCAAUAUAACGGACCAUUCCCAUAUCUAUUGGACUCAGCCUGGUGACUUAUACGCAGUCAUUAAUAUUGUUUAAGUAAAUAUGUUGUAAUUAUCUGCAUACUUCAGGAAAUA